Messenger RNA from Dioscorea cayenensis subsp. rotundata (Guinea yam), 3086 nucleotides. RefSeq names its product cleavage and polyadenylation specificity factor subunit 3-II. Gene Ontology annotation, biological process: snRNA processing. Gene Ontology annotation, cellular component: nucleus. Lineage: Eukaryota; Viridiplantae; Streptophyta; Magnoliopsida; Dioscoreales; Dioscoreaceae. The record is from RefSeq and is a predicted model, not a curated record.
CGUCACCUCCGUCCUCUCUCUCUCUCUCUCUCUCUCUCUCUCUUGCUCACUCCACCCGCCGUUCCUCGGAGAACUCAUUGCCGCCACACCCUUCUUCAGUUGGGCUCACCUCCGCCGCCACCGUCUUUGUCUCGCUUGUUCGGUCACCGGGACCGGCGAAGGUCAUCGUUGCUUAGGCUUGAAAAGUCGAGACUUUUUCCAUCAAUGACCAUCGAGUGCCUCAUUCUUGGAGCAGGGCAGGAAGUAGGGAAGAGCUGUGUAGUUGUGAAGGUUGGUGGAAAAAGCAUCAUGUUUGACUGUGGCAUGCACAUGGGCUACCUAGAUCACCGCCGUUACCCUGAUUUCUCCCUCAUAUCUCAAUCUGGUGAUUUCAGCUCUGUGAUAUCCUGCAUUGUUAUCACCCACUUCCAUUUGGACCAUGUUGGAGCCCUUCCUUACUUCACAGAAGUUUGUGGAUAUAAUGGCCCAAUUUUUAUGACAUAUCCAACAAAAGCUUUGGCCCCUUUAAUGUUGGAGGAUUACAGGAAGGUGAUGGUAGAACGAAGAGGAGAGGAUGAACAGUUCUCCUAUGAGCAUAUUAUCAAAUGUAUGAAGAAAGUUACAGCAUUGGACUUGAAGCAAACAGUAAAUGUUGAUAAAGAUCUUCAGAUCCGUGCCUACUAUGCAGGUCAUGUUCUUGGAGCUGCAAUGAUUUAUGCAAAAGUUGGAGAUAGCACAAUGGUCUAUACUGGUGAUUAUAAUAUGACACCUGAUCGACAUCUUGGAGCAGCUCAAAUUGAACGUUUACAGCUAGAUCUUCUCAUAACAGAGUCAACUUAUGCUACAACAAUUCGUGAUUCUAAGUAUGCUCGAGAAACAGAGUUUCUCAAAGUUGUUCAUAACUGCAUUGCUCGUGGAGGGAAAGUUCUGAUUCCCACAUUUGCUUUAGGGAGAGCGCAGGAACUUUGUUUAUUGUUGGAUGAAUACUGGGAAAGGAUGAAUUUGAAGGUUCCCAUUUACUUCUCUGCUGGUUUGACAAUUCAAGCUAAUAUGUAUUACAAAAUGCUUAUCAGUUGGACUAGUCAAAAGAUCAAAGACACUUAUGCUACUCACAAUGCUUUUGACUUUAAACAUGUGCGCCCAUUUGAGCGGUCUUUUAUAAAUGCAUCUGGACCUUGUGUCCUCUUUGCGACACCUGGGAUGAUAAGUGGUGGCUUUUCGCUCGAGGUAUUCAAGCAAUGGGCCCCAGCAGAAAUCAACCUUGUUACACUUCCAGGGUACUGUGUUGCUGGAACAAUAGGGCACAAGUUGAUGUCAGGUAAACCUACCAGAAUUGACUUGGACAAAGAUACCCACAUUGAUGUCCGCUGCCAGAUUCAUCAACUGUCAUUUAGUCCACAUACAGAUGCCAAAGGGAUUAUGGAUCUUGUUGGCCUUCUAUCUCCACAGCAUGUUAUACUUGUCCAUGGAGAGAAGCCAAAGAUGGCUUUGCUAAGAGGAAGAAUUCAAACUGAAUUGGGUAUUCAGUGUUAUGAUCCUGCAAACAAUGAGACGGUGUCGAUACCAACAAAUCGAACUGUCAAAAUUGAUGCAACAAAAGCAUUUAUCAAAAGUUAUUCUGUGACUAAUUUUGAUGUCUUGAGUACUCGUUUGGUGGGCUUUACAGAUUCAAAUCAUGCAGACGUUGAAAUUCUUCCAACAUUGGGUGAAAAGAAGGCAGCUGAAGGCAUCCUACUAAUGGACAAAACAAAAAGGGCCAAAAUUGUAUGUGAAAAUGAGCUUUUGCUGAAUUUGGGUGUGGAAGAGCAUAGUCUGAGAUUAGCUUACUGUUGCCCUGUACAUAUGGAUUGCCUUGAACAAACAUCUUAUCAAUCAACAAGUGGAUCCUCAAUAGGCUUUGAGAAAGGGAAUUCCUCCCCUGCAGCCGCAACAUCACCAGAAUGUCAGCCAGAGAGAAGCACAUGUAUUUUGGGAAAAUGUUCCUUGCUUACGACAUUGCUGAGGAGAUUGGAAUCUCAAAUUUGGUGCAAGAAUAUUGAAGAGAAUCCUAACUAUCUCAAGCUAAAGUCGAUCAAAAUACAUUCUUGUUCGAAGAAUACUUGUCCUUAUAGGACUAAAGAUGAAAGUGGCGGCAGGUUCACGCUAUAUUUCUGUUGUAGCUGGUCACCAGUCGAUCAAGACCUGGCCUGGAAGCUGAUCACUAUCAUGAAAGGUACAAAUACAAGCUUGGUUCAAGACACCUGCACAAUGGAGGAAGAGAUGCCUAAAAAUUAGUACCAUGCACAUGGAGUUCAUUAUAAAGAAGUGCCAAUUGACAAAUAAAGCUGUGUUGGCAUUGUUUAAAAACAGCAGAAUUCUUGAGGUUUGACUAAAUUAUAUUCUGGAGUCUGACGCGGAGAUGAAGUUUGUUUUUAUUCUUCUCCUGGAAAAGUCAUACAGUUUUCACAGUAGGUACAAUUUUUAUGGAAGUUUCUAUGGACAAUGUGAGGUACUAAACUUAUCACCUUUUUUACUGGCUUUGCAUGCGCUUCAAAGUAUUGCAAAGAAAGCUAAAAGGGAUUGAUGGAUAUAUAUAUAUGACAAAAGAGCUAACAAGCUAGAAAGAGAGACUAGAAACACAAACUUCACCACAGAAUGAUGGAUAUUUGGUCUUGCUCUUUGGGUUGCGUUGCAGGAAUACGAAAAGGGAUGACGGCAGCUAAGAAUGUGAUGCUGCAUAUCCACCAUUACUAGACUCCUCAUCAAAUUUCACAAACAAUGUGGACCAGUUCCAUGCUAAGUGGGACCAUUCAAAUUUUGAUAAGAUUGAAGGAUACUCUCUGGGAAGAAGCUGUCGCGCCAUGAACGAUCGAGAUCUGUGGAGUCAGUUUGGAAUGCAUCAGAACACGCAUUAGGUAGAGUGUGCAACGCACGUUUUAGUGUUCUUAAAUCUUUGACAAAAACCUCAUGGAACGGAUGUUGGUAACGGUACAAGUGUUCUCUUUAUUGUAAUGCAGGCAUUAUCAGUAGCUAUGCAAAAUGCCAUGCAAAAUGUUUUUAUGUAGGCAUUGUUAUGCUCUCUUUAUUUUCGAAAUUUUUAAUAAAUUAGUUUAUAAAUCAUAAAAAUA